GGGAGCCGAGGGCCGGGGCCAGGAGGGCUGUCCCAGCCCCGGCAGCUCCGGGCUCAGGAGCCGCCGCACAAUGAGCCGGGAAUCAAGGCUUCCGUGGUGACAGCCCAGGCUGCCUGGGACUGAGCCAGAGAGCGGCCCCACCCAGACCGGGGGCCCCACGCCGGGGGUGCUGGGGGCUCAGGGCUCCCCCGCCGCCCUCCCUGAUCCUCUGACACCGUCACUGGCCCCACCCAGAUCUCGGGGAGUCUCAGCCCAGGGGUGCUGGGGGCUCAGGGCUCCCCCGCCGCCCUCCCCAUCCCUGGUCCUCUGACACCGUCACUGGCCCCACCCAGACCGGGGGCCCCACGCCGGGGGUGCUGCGGGCUCAGAGGGCUCCCCCCCUUCCAUCCCUGAUCCUCUGACACCGUCACUGGCCCCACCCAGAUCUCGGGGAGUCUCACCCCAGGGGUGCUGGGGGCUCAGAGGGCUCCCCCCUUCCAUCCCUGAUCCUCUGACAGCGUCACCGGCUCCACCCAGGACAGAGGGAGCCCCCACCCCAGGGGUUCCGGGGGGCUGAGCGCUCCCCACUGGACCUCUGACCCCCUCUUCUCCAAGGCUGAGCCCUGUCCCCAUCCUGCGUCCCCACCCAGGCCCCAACUCCUUAACUUCUCUUCCUGCCCUCCUCCCCCAGCCCCACCUCUGGAAAGCUGAGGCUGCCCCCCAAGCAGCCCCCAUCCCAGGGCCGAGGAGGGGAGAGCCCGUGGGGGGGCAGGACCACUUCCCCAUGCUCAGAAGGCCUCGCCUCCGGGACCUCGUGACGGCUGUGGUUUCAGUUUGCCCACGAGGCUGACGGGAUCCGGUACAGGAAGCUCCCUUCUGGCGGGCACGGCGCCCUGGGCAGGGGCUUGUGGGGGGGAGAGCGGCCGGCCCUGCGCCAUGGCCUGAAAACUGGAGCCGGAGCCGGAGCCGGCCUGGUCGGGGAGUGUGAGGACGUCUUCCGGGAACACCCAACCUCUUGGGAAGAGAUAAGGCCUCUGGGAAGAGAUAAGACCUCUGGGAAGAGAUAAAACAGGGUACCCUCCUCCGCCCCAAGAUGCCUGAGCCAGCCCAAGGGCCGGCCUUCCGGCUGGAGACUACAGAAGGUGACCAGGGAGGGGGGUCAGCCGCCGCCGCUGCAGGAGAGAGGGGCUCCAGAGACCAGCUGCCCCCCAUGGAAUCGGAAUUCCAGAAGGAGAGCACAGACUUCUCCCCGCAGAUCAAAGUUAAUCUCAAUUAUCGGAAAGGAAUGGGUCCCAGUCCGACCGAUCCAAACCGUUUUGACCGGGAUCGACUCUUCAAUGCAGUGGUGGGGGGGAACCCGGAGAGCCUGGAUGGCCUGCUGGGGUACCUGUUGCUGACCAGCAAGUAUCUCACGGACUCUGAAUUCACAGACGCCUCCACUGGGAAAACGUGCCUGAUGAAAGCCGUGCUGAAUCUCCGGGAGGGGAUGAACGCCUGCAUCCUGCCUCUGCUCCAGAUCGACCUGGCCACCCGGAAUCCCCAGCCCCUCAUCAACGCCGUGUGCACGGGGGACUACUACAAAGGUCAUAGUGCUCUGCACAUCGCCAUUGAGAAGAGAAGUCUUGAGUGUGUGAAGGUGCUGGUGGAGAAUGGAGCCGACCUCCACGCUAGGGCCCGUGGGAGUUUUUUUGGGAAAGAACGACAAGGCAUUUGCUUCUAUUUUGGGGAGCUGCCGCUGUCACUGGCCGCCUGCACCAGGCAGUGGGAUAUCGUGUCCUACCUCCUGGAGAAUCCCGACCCUGACCGCCGGGCCCGCCUGGAGACUGUGGACACCUGGGGCAACACGGUCCUCCACGCCUUGGUGAUGAUCGCCGAUGACUCCGUGGAAAACAGCCACCAGGUGAACAGCAUGUAUGACUACAUCCUCCAAGCUGGUGCCCGCCUGUGCCCCUCGGUGAAACUGGAGAACAUUGCUAAUUUCCAGGGGCUGACGCCGUUCAAGCUGGCAGCCAAAGAAGGCAAGAUUGAGGUUUUCAAGCACAUUCUGCAGCGGGAGAUCUCCGGGGAGUACCGGCACCUCUCCCGGAAGUUCACCGAGUGGACCUACGGCCCUGUCCAGGUGUCCCUCUAUGACCUGUCCUCCGUGGACAGCUGCGAGGACAACUCGGUGCUGGAGAUCAUCGCCUUUGGCUGCAAGGCCCCGAAUCGACACAAGAUGGUGACUCUGGAGCCCCUGAACAAGCUGCUGCAGGAGAAAUGGGAGUCGCUGGUCACCCGAUUUCGCUUCAAUUUGAUUUCCUACUUCCUGUAUAUGGUGAUCUUCACCAUCGUCACCUACCACCAGCCUGUCCUGGGGAAGAACUUCAUUCCCAUGAAAGCAACCGUGGGCAACUCGAUGCUGCUCAUGGGACACAUCUUCAUUCUCUUUGGGGGAGUCUAUCUCUUCUUCGGCCAGCUGCAGUACUUCUGGAGGAGACGCCUGUUCAUCUGGACCUCAUUUAUUGACAGCUACUUUGAGAUUCUCAUCCUGAGCCAGGCACUCACCUCGGUGGUGGCCCAAGUGCUGUGUUUCCUGGAGCUCAGCGUGUACCUGCCCGUGCUGGUUUUCUCCUUGGUGCUGGGUUGGAUAAAUCUUCUCUACUACGCCCGUGGCUUCCAGCAGACUGGUAUCUACAGCGUCAUGAUACAGAAGGUCAUCCUCCGAGAUCUGCUGCGCUUCCUCUUGGUCUACUUCGUCUUCCUGUUCGGCUUUGCCAUAGCGCUGGUGAGCCUGAGCAGGGAAGCCCCCCUGCCCACCUUCUCCAAUCAGUCCCUGGCCGGGGCAGACAAGCCCCCCUACGGAGGCUUGGUGGAGGCUUCCCUGGAGCUCUUCAAGUUCACCAUCGGCAUGGGGGAGCUGGAGUUCCACAAGGAGCUGCAGUUUGAGGGCUUCAUCAUGUUCCUGCUUCUGGCCUACGUGCUGCUCACCUACAUCCUCCUGCUCAACAUGCUCAUCGCCCUCAUGAGCGAGACUGUCAACAGCGUGGCCACGGACAGCUGGAGCAUCUGGAAGCUGCAGAGAGCCAUCUCGGUCCUAGAGAUGGAGAGGGGCUAUUGGUGGUGCAAGAGAAAGAAGGAGCGCUCGGGCAUCCUCCUUACAGUGGGCACCACUCCGGACAAGAAGCCAGAUGAGAGAUGGUGCUUCAGAGUGGAGGAAGUAAACUGGGCCACGUGGGAGAAAGAGCUACAGACACUGAAGGAAGAGCCGGAGAGCACUUUAGAGAUGGGGAAGACCCUCCCUGGCACAGCCUGGAAGCGACUCUUGUCAUCGAGGGGUCGGGCUGAACCGGACUCUGAGGACCAAGUGCCCCUGAGCACUCUCAGCGCCUGAGGAGGGAUGGCCGCAGCACCUGGAAGCAGUGGGACCCGACCAAGAGCCGGGUGCACCAGAGGGAGGAAAGACCCUCUUCUCCUGUUCCCAGUGCCCGACUCCAAAAGAACCUUCUGCGCAGGGACCCACGCUGGGGUUUCAUGCUCAAUUCUUGCUAAAAUAGAGCUGCCUUAGAUGUUUAGGCAGGCUGGAACCCUGCUCCUGUGGUGGAAGACACCCCACAAACCCCUGUCCUUCUCUUUCUGCAUCUGGGAGACACAGAACUGUGUUAAAUCUACCGCCUGCAAGGCAGCGAUUGGAGCUGGGAAGAUCCGAGGUCUUGCAAGCUGUGUGACCCUAGGCAAGUCAACUUAAUUUUUUCUGAGCCUCAGUUUCUUGAUCUGUAAAAUGGGGAUGAUAAUUCCCCCACCUCAUGCAUUUUUUGUGAGUUGAAUGAGAUAAUAUACAUAAAGUACUCAGCAGACCUCAAAAGCCCCAUAAAAAGGCUAGCUUUUAUUGGGCUUAUGACUAGUAGCAGUUUUAUUAGUAAUACAGUAGUAGCAGCAGCAAUAGUAGAAGUAGUAGUAGUAGCAAUAAUAGUAGUAGUAGUAGCAGCAGUAGUAUCUGCCUAGUACCCUAAAAAACUGCUGAGUUUGGAGUAAAAAGCCCUGGGUUCUGCUUUUUACUUGCUGUGAGCCUGUGGCUGACGUUUUCUGGUCUAAAAUGAGGGGUUUGACUUUGACGACCUCGAACUCUGAGUCUGUGAUCCUGGGAGGGUCCCUGAAGCUUCCCCAAGUCAGUCCCCACUGGGCCCCAAGUGCCUGAAACUGCGAGGGUGGACCCAGGAGAACCAACUGCAGGGAUGGACGCUCCUCCAUUGUCAUUCUCAGGAAUUGUGACCCUGCCGGGGCCAGGGCACUCACUCCAGGUCUAGGCUGUGUCUACACCCACAGAAUUGAGAAUGCAGGAAAUUCACUUUCUGAGUAUGUGUAGACAAUGUCUUGGCCAACAAAGAUGGACUCCCCAGUACUUGAAACUGACGGCGCAGACGAGGCAAGAUGGAUGCAUCUGCCUGGAGAGGCCGGGAUGGGGCAGGGGGUGGGGGGGGGAUUGUCUAGAAGCCCCUUCCAUGGCAAGCUCCCUGAGGGCCAGAUCUCUUCUCACGUCUGGACCCCUGGAGAACCUCCUACUUCAGCGGGGUCUGAUUUCAUCAGCGUACCUGCCCCCUCCACGGAGGCAGUCCUAUGUCUUCAUACCUCAUGGUGGCCAUCGUCCGGGAGCCGGCAUGCCGUGGUGAGCUACUGAUCUCUGGUAGGACCCUCCAGAAAAUGACCUUGAAUGUAACCCCAGGAGCACCGAGGCUGUUCCUACUUUUAUUUCCUUUUGUUCCCCCAGCCCCUAGAACGAAGAAUUGUGGGUGCUUCUUAAACAUUAGUUAGUUGGCUACUUGAUGUAGCCUUCAAGUUAACUCCACAAUGAGACACCGAAUGAUCGAUCAAAUGAGAUUCCCAAGGCUGGCAUUUACAGCCUCUCCAUCAGUCAGAAUCCAUGCUCACUUUGAAGACUUCCUCCUGUAAGGGCCCCCGCUUUAUUCCAGCCAAAUGGACAACCAGCCGUCUCCUUCAACUGACAUUCCAGCCAUUGCCCCGAUGACCGGCCGGCAGCCGCCCACUUGGCCCAUCUUGGGCUGCACCAGUGACAGCCUCCGCCGGGGCUCCACUGCUUCCCAAGUCCUGGGCCCCUCAGCUGGAAGGGGGCUCUCCCUCCUCCCCUUUUCCUGGAAUUAUCUGGAUCUUCUGUCCGUCUUCAUUGUGCCACAGUUCAUAAGUUCCUGAUUUCCGUACAUAUCAUCUUCCUUCAAGUAGCCGCUAAGAUCCCUGAGGGAACGAUCUUUGUCAUUUCUCAUCUUUGUAUUCUCGGGGCGUCCUUGCACUUGUCUUGUACUUAGUAGGUAUCAAAUAACUUUGUAUUGAUUUGAAUCAAUUAAUAUAUGCACUGCAUAGCACAUGCAAUAAAUUAUGUAAUUAAACUCGA
This is a messenger RNA of Sarcophilus harrisii (Tasmanian devil), 5362 nucleotides long. RefSeq names its product transient receptor potential cation channel subfamily V member 2 (gene TRPV2). Gene Ontology annotation, cellular component: membrane. Gene Ontology annotation, biological process: calcium ion import across plasma membrane. Gene Ontology annotation, molecular function: protein binding; calcium channel activity. The transcript has 16 exons. The record is from RefSeq and is a predicted model, not a curated record. Lineage: Eukaryota; Metazoa; Chordata; Mammalia; Dasyuromorphia; Dasyuridae. The coding region runs from base 1073 to 3349 and encodes 758 amino acids.